GUCUUCCGCCCCCGGCCUGAGAACACUCCUCGCUGCUUUGGAAGUCGACACUCUCGAGGGCUCCGCUGAACGUGGAGGGGCACCGUGCACGAUGGGGGACGAGGCGAAGAGGAAGAAGGACAAAAACAAGGACGACAGGGUGACUUUGAAGAAGGAAAUUGGACUUUUGAGCGCGUGCGCCAUCAUCAUCGGCAACAUCAUCGGCUCGGGCAUCUUCGUGUCCCCCAAAGGCGUCCUGGAGCAUGCUGGCUCAGUGGGGCUGUCGCUGAUUGUGUGGGUAUGUGGAGGUGGGAUCUGCGUGCUGGGUUCAAUGUGCUACGCCGAGCUGGGCGUCACCAUCCCAAAGUCGGGAGGAGACUACUCAUACGUGACGGAGAUCUUCGGCGGACUCGUCGGCUUCCUGUUGCUAUGGAGCGCCGUGCUCAUCAUGUAUCCAACCACGCUGGCAGUCAUCGCGCUCACCUUCGCCAACUACGUGCUGCAGCCCGCCUUCCAGAACUGCCUGCCGCCCUAUACCGCCACCCGAUUGCUGGCCACCAUCUGCGUCUUGUUCCUGACAUGGGUGAACUGCUCUAGUGUGCGCUGGGCCACGAGGAUCCAGGAUGUAUUCACGGUGGGGAAACUGCUGGCUCUGGGCCUCAUCAUUCUUGUGGGACUGGUUCAAAUUGGUCGAGGCUACUACGAUGCUCUAAUGCCCAGUGUGGCCUUCGAGUUCAGUCAAGAACCGUCCGUGGGUCAGAUCGCGCUGGCCUUUCUGCAGGCGUCCUUUGCUUACAGUGGCUGGAACUUCCUCAACUACGUCACCGAGGAGGUGGUAGAGCCACGCAAGAACCUGCCCCGUGCCAUUUACAUCUCCAUCCCCUUGGUGACGCUGGUGUACACAAUGACCAACAUCGCCUACUUCUCCUCCAUGACCCCUGAGGAGCUGCUAGCGUCCAAUGCCGUGGCAGUGACUUUUGGUGAAAAGCUGCUGGGCAUGUUCUCUUGGGUGAUGCCAAUUUCCGUAGCCCUGUCCACCUUUGGAGGUAUCAACGGAUAUCUUUUUACCUCCUCCAGGUUGUGUUUCUCAGGGGCCAGGGAGGGUCACCUGCCUUACUUGCUGGCCAUGAUCCACCUGAAGAACUGCACCCCCAUCCCCGCCCUGCUGGUCUGCUGCUUCGCCACCAUCGUCAUCCUAUGCAUCGGUGAGACGCACAACCUUAUCAACUAUGUGUCCUUUAUCAAUUAUCUGUCGUACGGCGUCACCAUUGCCGGCCUGCUCUACCUCCGCAAAAAGAAGCCAGAUCUGGUGCGACCAAUCAAGGUGAACCUGCUGAUCCCCGUAGCCUACAUGGUGUUCUGGGUCGUGCUGCUGUGCUUCAGCCUGUACUCUGAGCCGGUGGUGUGCGGCCUGGGCAUGGUCAUCAUGCUCACCGGCGUGCCCGUCUACUUUGUGGGCGUCUGGUGGAAGAACAAGCCCACGUGGAUUUAUAGAUUCACAGAGAAACUGAACUACAUGGGCCAGAAGACGUGUUACGUGAUGUUCCCUCAGGAGGACCCGGCCGAGGCAGAACUCCUCACGUCUUCCAAAAGCAGAGACUGAGCCUUUAUCGCCCCCGAUGGGCUAAUUCGUACUUACACCCUUUUUGAAAUAUGCUAUUAUAGACACACGGGACACACACAAACACAAGACAGAUGCAGGACACCCGGAAAGUAUUCCCAGUGCUUCACCUUUUCCAUAUUUUAAGUUAAGAGCUUUAUUCCAAAAUGGAAUAAAUUCAUUUUUUUCCUGAAAAGUCUACACACGACACCCCAUAAUGACAACACCAAAUGAGUUUUAUUUUUAUUUUUUUCGUUUUUGUUAAAUGUCUUUGCUUGAUUUGUGGCCUGACAUGCACUGUCAACGUUGGGGAGCUCAGAAAGGUGUGUGCCUUUCCAAAUCAUGCCCAAUCAGUUUAAGCUGCAGAAACAUGUCAACGAUGAUCAAUGGAAACACGAUCCACCUGAGCUUAUUUUUGAGCUUCAUGGCAAAGGCUGUGUGUGAAUAUUUAUGGACAUAUGAUUUCUUUUUCUUUCUUUUUUUUUAUUUAUAUACCUUUGCUAAAAUUGGAAAAAAUAAAUUGACAUCAUUAUGUGUAGAAUGUUGAGAGAAAACUAUGAAGUCAGUCCAUUUUGGAAUGAGGAUGUAACAUGCAGGUAAAAUUUGGAAAACGUGACGUACUGUAAAUGCUUUCUGCUCCACACACGCACACACGUACACACACAAACGGACGUAUUUGGGGGUUUGGUGCCACCCACAGGUCAAAACGUGCAUACUUUUGGUCAGGAAGUGUUUGCAACAGGACUUGAACACGCACUACCGGACCUCAAGCCUUUCCCACAUCCAGCACUUUUUGUUUUUUGACGCACAAAUGAUUGGGGUGUUUACCGCAAUUUUUAAAAUAUUUGUUUUCUAUGCAUGUUGGCCUUUUUUGUCCACACUAAAACGACUUUUAGCUGACAGAACAGGUUCAAGUUAAUGUGAAGACUUUGUACGAAACUUUUCAAUGCAAAAACUUUUUUGUUUUUAUUUUGUUAACUUUUGAAUUUUAAAUGUUGUGUUAUUGAGGAUUAACUACACUAUGCUAUGUUUUCCAUCCAUGCAUCCAAUGUGCCUUUUCCGUAAAAUUACUUUUAUGUGGUUUCCCAUUGGCAAAACUGGCCUGACGGUGUGGCGUCACACCGCCACCUGGUGCUGUUUUUUUUUUUUUUUUUAUUUGGGUGGGACAGGUGGAGACACUUAAGAUAUUUUGGGGGGAAAUCCUACAAUGAUGAGAAAAAAUGUUUGUUUAAAGUUCAUCCCCUGUUGACUUCUGAGCUCUGUAUGUGCCUUAAUGAUGAGUAUAUGUUUAGUGUGCGUAUUGUCGUAUUUUUGUCAUAUUUGAUGAUGCCAGGGGAACAAAGAUAAACUAAAACCUUGUUGCUGAUUGGCUGACGCCAAGGAACUGUGAACGACUGGUUAGCACAUCUGCCUCACAGUUCUGAGGACCUGGGUUAAAUCCCCGGCCCCGCCUGUGUGGAGUUUGCUUGUUCUCCUGCAUGGGUUUUCUCCGGGUACUCCGGUUUCCUCCGACAUCCCAAAAACAUGCAUGGUAGGUUGAUUGAAGAUUUUAAACUGCCCUUAGGUGUGAAUGUGAGUGAAAUAGAUGGAUGAUUGGCCGAUCAACAAAAAACAAAAUGGUACACGUCUAUAUUUAUAUAUUAAAUGCAUACUUCUUCUUUUCCUAUCGACUUGUCCCGUUAGGGGUCACCACGGGGUGUCAUCCUUUUCCAUGAGAGCCUAUCUCCUGCAUCCUCCUCUCUAACACCAACUGCCCUCAUGUCUUCCCUCACGACAUCCAUCAACCUUCUCUUUGGUCUUCCUCUAGCUCUCUUGCCUGGCAGCUCCAUCCUCAUCAUCCUUCUACCAAUAUACUCACUAUCUCUCCUCUGGACGUGUCCAAACCAUCAAAGUCUGCUCUCUCUAACUUUGUCUCCAAAACAUUUAACCUUGGCUGUCUUUCUGAUGAGCUCAUUUCUAACGCUACCCAACCUGCUCACUCCUAGAGCGAACCUCAACAUCUUCAUUUCCGCCACCUCCAGUUCUGCUUCCUGUUGUCUCUUCAGUGGCACUGUCUCUAAUCUGUACAUCAUGGCUGGCCACAUGACUGUUUUAUAAACUUUGCCCUUCAUCCUAGCAGAGACUCUCCUGUCACAUAACACACCUGACAUCUUCCGCCACCCGUUCCAAUCUGCUUGGACCCCGUUUCUUCACUUCCUGACCACACUCACCAUUGCUCUGGACUGUUGACCCCAAGUAUUUAAAGUCCUCCACCCUCGCUAUCUCUUCUCCCUGUAGCCUCACUCUUCCCCCUCCACCCCUCUCAUUCAUGCACAUAUAUUAUCUAUAUCUUAUUUAGACUAAUCUUCAUUCCUCUCCUUUCCAGUGCAUGCCUCCACCUUUCUAACUGUUCCUGCUUUCACUGCAGAUCACAAUGUCAUCCGCAAGCAUCAUAGUCCACGGGGAUUCCAGUCUAACCUCAUCAGUCAGCCUAUCCAUCACCACUGCAAACAGGAAGGGGCUCAGGCCUGAUCCCUGAUGCAGUCACACCUCCACCUUAAAUUCCUCUGUCACACCUACAGCACACCUCACCAUUGCUCUGCUGCCCUCAUACAUGUUAUUCUAAAAUAUUUCUAUGCCACUCCAGACGUCCGCAUGCAGUACCACAGUUCCGCUCUUGGUACUUUGUCAUACGCUUUCUUCAGAUCUACAAAGACACAAUGUAGCUCCUUCUGACCUUCUCUGUACUUUUCCAUCAACAUCCUCAAAGCAAAUAAUGCAUCUGUGGUACUCUUUCUGGGCAUGAAAUCAUACCGUUGCUCUGUCCUGAGUCUAGCCCCCACUACUCUUUCCCAUAACUUCAUUGUGUGGCUCAUCAACUUUAUUCCUCUAUAGUUCCCACAGCUCUGGACAUCACCCUUGUUCUUAAAAAUGCGCACCAGCACACUUUUCCUCCAUUCCUUAGGCAUCUUCUCCCCCGCUAGCAUUCUGUUGAACAAGCUGGUCAAAAACUCCACACCCACCUCUCCUAGAUGCUUCCAUAACUCCAUAGGUACAGUAUGUCAUCAGGACCAACUGCCUUUCCAUGUUUCAUCCUCAUUAAUACCUUUCUAACUUCCCCUUUACUAACGCUAAUACCAAUUACUAUUAUAUAGCCCCUACUUUCUGCACAGCUAUGAGUAAAUGUUACUUCCUGGUUUCUCUUAUAAUAAUAAUAAUGGUAACCAAAGAUACAUUUUCAACUUUUUUUAUAUAUGCAAACUGUACUGUAUGUUAUUAUACAGACUCUUUCAAUACAGUACACCUAACACACUAAUCUAUUCUCAACACGCUUGGAUUUUUAUCCCGCAUCAACCUUUUGUUAGCGCUGAAUGAGUAGUUGUUUUUAAAAAUGUCAGAAAUGUACUUUGUAGAUGAACCGGAAAGACUUAAGCCCAAAGUAUAGCAAAACAAUUUUUAUUGUCUACCCAAGAUGGUUUUGAAGACACACGAGGGGUUGUGUGUCCCAUACUGUAAGUGUCGCUAGUAUUUGUGUUUCAAAGUGUCAAAGCAAAUCAAGAAUAAUAAGAAUACAAUUUUUGGAGUCUGUAACGUCAGAAUGCUAAAGUUAAAAACAAACACGAACAGUUGUGUCUUGAAAACUAAAAUGUUGGUUGUGUGUUUAAAUUUUUUGCCGAUUGUCAAAACAAAUCAAUCACUGUAUUAUGCAAUGUCGGAAUGCUAAUGCUAAAUACAAACGCUUACAAGCUGA
This is a messenger RNA of Phyllopteryx taeniolatus (common seadragon), 5309 nucleotides long. RefSeq names its product solute carrier family 7 member 10a (gene slc7a10a). The coding region runs from base 92 to 1582 and encodes 496 amino acids. Lineage: Eukaryota; Metazoa; Chordata; Actinopteri; Syngnathiformes; Syngnathidae. Gene Ontology annotation, molecular function: neutral L-amino acid transmembrane transporter activity; L-amino acid transmembrane transporter activity. Gene Ontology annotation, biological process: D-alanine transmembrane transport; amino acid transmembrane transport; D-serine transmembrane transport. The transcript is spliced from 11 exons. Gene Ontology annotation, cellular component: membrane. The record is from RefSeq and is a predicted model, not a curated record.